Messenger RNA from Bolinopsis microptera, 1996 nucleotides. Its product is annotated as arginine/serine-rich protein 1-like. The coding region runs from base 2 to 1003 and encodes 333 amino acids. The record is from RefSeq and is a predicted model, not a curated record. NCBI's taxonomy places the organism in Eukaryota, Metazoa, Ctenophora, Tentaculata, Lobata, Bolinopsidae. The transcript is spliced from 3 exons.
UAUGGAACCUCCUGAGAAAGUAGUUGCCUUUCUACAUAUUGUGAGAGAAACUAUUCACACAAUUCAAGAAAGUGGGUUUUUAGAUGAACAUCUUGAUCUUUGGUCUAGUGCAAUUAAUCGAAAUGAUAAGAUGAAAAGUUUAUUGGCUGAUGUUGAAGACUUGUCAGCCAUGUACAAAACUGACAACUUGAAGUUGGAGAAUCCACUGUCUGAACCCGAACUUAACGGUGAAAUCAGAUACAUGCUGACAAAGCGGAUACACGUACUGAGCCAAUCCGAUUCAAUUUUGAGAAGAACAUACAAAGACUCCCUUGCACUACUUCAGAACUCGCACCCAGUUUUGAAUUUACAAGAUAGUAUAAAUGAGCUGACCUCGUUGGAAGAUGCUGAAGAUAUAAAAGUACUGAAGGAUAAAAAAGACAGUGAUAAUGUUAAUGAUAUGCAACACCUCACCAUCUCAGAUGAUAAGCAGCAGCCUAGUGUAAAUGGCGAAAAUCAUUUAAAACUUAAUCCUUCAAACAUAUUACAUUGUUCUCCUUCAAAAACUGACCCAUCUAAAUCUGAAGAUUAUUUAGACCUGGAUAACUUUCAUCGUAGCAAGACCAGCUCAUCUAGGAAAUCAAAACGACAUCGUCAUGAUGAAUACUAUCAUGACAAAUAUUACCCUGAAAAGCAUGCACGCCAUCAUGACAAAUAUCAUCAUGAUCAAAAAUACAGUAAUGAAAAACAUCGUCGAAGAAGUCGGUCGUCAAGACACAAAGAAUCAAGGAGCAGCAGAAGAGGAAGAUCUCGUUCUCGUUCUCCAUCCAAAAGGAGAAGCUACGAAAGAGAAACAUCCAAACAUAGAUCAGGAAAGGUAAAGAAGAAGCAAGAUAACUAUCUCAGACAAGUCAGUUCGGAGUACCAUUCUAAAUAUGACGACCUUUACAAAUCCUAUCAAAAUGUAGUGGAUGAUGUUUCAAACAAGGAAAGAGAUGAGUUUUACAAAACUAAAGCUAAUUAAACAAUUCCAUUUCAAAAACUUACCUUGGUACAAAAAAUUAAAAGAUCAGAAAAUUAAGAAACCCCCCUCUCACAGUUUCUUAAUUUGAUGAGCUUACUAAUUAUAUGUAUAUUAAUUAAUUGAUUUAUUAAUUUUCUGUACUAAGGUAUUCUGCGUAAAGGAAAUCAGGGACAAACAUCCAUACCCAAUGAAUUGUCAUGAAUUUCUCAGUUAAAACCAUGAUUUUCCUAAAAGAGAUUAAACGUAGAAGUUAUAACUCUUACACAGGAUUUUAAAUUAAAUCUGAACUGUAGUGAUUUUAUUUCGUUAGCUAAGGUAAGUUAACAUGAUACAAUUUUUAAUUGUUUGGUUAUCAUCAAACUUUUGGUGUUUUUUAUUAUAAUUUUGUUUUCUAUGAAUUAAAACAAACAUUUUUUAAUCAAUUUUGUAUCGAUUAGUCACCAAAUGUGUAUUUGAUUUAUAGUCUUUUCACUUUGGACUUGGAUAUGAUUUUAUCCAUAUUCAGCCAAAUUACUGCAUUAGAUUAAAUCAGUUGAACUAAGCAUUAUUUAUAUCAAGUUGAUCUAGGAAUGAAAAUACAGUUUGGGAAAAGGGAAUGACUGCACAAAACCGGGGGCGGUAUUUAAAAUCAAGGUUUUACCGUGAACUUCAUUUCAUCUUUUAAUAGUAUUCAAUUGUUAUCUUCAAAGCAAGAUAAUAUUUUUAAUAAUUAUGUUAUUGGUUGCAUCGAAUUUAUCUGCAAUGCUUAUUGGGCUUAUUGAUUUUUGUUUUCAGAAAGUUGCUUAAAGAUCAAAGCUCAUACAGUGUCUGGUUUUACCCAAAAUUGAUGCUGUUUUUUAUUUAUGUUUCGACCAAUCAAAUAGUAAAUUUUAUACAAUGUUUUACUGUCGUUUGCAGAUCAAAUAUCAUCAAUUUUGCUCUUCAAAUUGAGAAAUGAUACGCAAGACUACAUCCUAUUCAAUAACAUUAACAGUGUAAGGCUACAGUCUACAU